Molecule: messenger RNA, 2190 nt
Organism: Chaetomium globosum CBS 148.51
Lineage: Eukaryota; Fungi; Ascomycota; Sordariomycetes; Sordariales; Chaetomiaceae
Exons: 3
Coding region: 1-2190 (729 amino acids)
Source: RefSeq, a predicted model, not a curated record
AUGUCGACCCCAAGCCAUCACAACCGUGGCCUGCCCUUCCUGCAUCGGAAUUGGCUCAAGGCUACCAACCACUGGGACGCCAAGAUGGGCAACAAGUCUUCUUCCCAGACACGCGACGCCGGCGACAAGCUCGCUGAUGUCGACCACCAAGUCCGGCGUGCGGCAAAACGCCGCCGUCUCGAUGAUGAUUAUGAUGGCUUCCCGCUAUUUGAGAACUAUGGCACCGCCCAGCGCGCCCUCCGCAUUGAGGUCCUCAAGAUCAGCCACAAGGACUCGCCGCGGGUGAAGAACGGUAUCUUUAAUGGGGUCAUCGCCCCCAACGUUAGGGAUGUCGUACAGGUCAAGGCCCGCUGCAAACUCACUAUUAGUGGCUACAAGGGCGGCGAAGCGGUGGUUUUGCACGUCGACAGCCAGGUUUGCGAUAUCCGCCUCUUCAAAAACCCCGCUGGCUCGUCUCCCAUGGCCCGGUUUUCCUCCAUCCGACCCUUUCACGUCCCGGAAGAGAAGAUUUUUCUUGAACGCGACGACGAUGCCGUCUUCGGUCUCGCCAACACUUACUCAGUCCUCGUUGAACUCGAGUCUGCCGGCGACUCCAACUGGCCGCCGACCGAUCUCGUCCCAAUUAGCGAUGAGGACACAUUCUACAACAGGGGGCUCCCGUCCCGCCAGUGGGUGCUCACCGCCAACAUCGCCGACCUCUUUAGCAGCCGCAACCGCAAGUCGGUCCGCCUGCGGGUAAAGAAGCAGCCCGUUCAUGACGUUGCCACCAACUUUCUCAUGGACAUGGAUGUUCGCUGGUUGACGCCCAUAUCGAGCCAGCGGAGACCGCGAGAACAUACUAAGGAUAUCCAGCCUUCCAUCUUGGUGUAUGAUCCUCACGAGCCCGCCGCGCCUCUUGUUAACGGCAAUACUAAUCCCCCUACCGCCGUGAACGGCACGAACACGCAUCGUCAUGACUCUCAGGUCAAUGGCGAGGGGGAGCAUGCAUCAAAUGGGCAAGUGAACGGGUCCGUAGCCGAUCCUGCCGAAGAGCUGGCCGAGGGCGAGCUCACUCCCGGUCGCUCUCGGCGAACAAGGCUAGACAUCAACUACAAUGUCAAGCAGAUGUGGAACAACGCAGUAGGAAAGGAGACCAGGAAGCGACGGAAGCUUGGAGAGGAUCACAGCCAGCUUGACGAGCACACAAUCACAUACCUGCUCCCGCCGGAACAGGUACAAACGGACAAGUUUGCCUGUCUGCUGUGUGGUGCGGAGAACGACCGUCUCUGCCAGCUGCGUGCUCACUACCUGAGUCACCCGCAGUAUGAUUUCCACUUUGAAAUCAAGCCCAAGGCGGGGUACUGUGUUACCGUGAAACCGAAUGCCGAUGGCCGCGGCUCACCCUUGCGACCGAAGGUGUACCAGCUCGGACUACCCGUCAAGCCCCUCGAUCUGGAUAAGUACGUCAACGGAGACGACUCAUGGGUCACCUCCCGUCUCGGCCCAGACGAUGGCCGUGAAAUCUUCGAAGAUACUGCUCCGCAAGGGGGACGUACCAAACUCACCACCAAGCGGACCCGUCGGAAGGUUCUCGUCCCCAAGUCUAAACAGCCCCUCUUCGACCCGCUCAGCAAAGUCCGGCUCCAACCCGGCACGCCGGUCCCACAGUACCAAAUUGACGACUCGUGGCUCCUGCUCAAGCACCGCGACAACCUACAAGAUUUCAUCGAUCUCAACGCGGACGAAAAGGAGUAUCUCCAGGUAUGGGAUGCCUUCAUCCUGCGCCAGCACAUCUCCUCGCCGCAGUAUCUACCCCGCAACUUCGUGCGGUUCGUGCGCGAGAACGCCGCCUGGCUCUCGGCGAAGCGAUCGAGGACGGACGAGUUUAGCAGACACGUUGCCACGCUACUCGCCCGCGGCGUCCUGCCGGACGAAGCCGUCUUCCAGGCCACCCGGCUCCUGGAAGACGCGCGGAGCCGCCGCGCCGCGGGCGAGGAACUGGCCGACGAGCCGGCGUCUACCUUGCAGCCUGUUAGGAACAAGGCUUCGGGCGGCUGCUGUACCGCGUGUGGCGGGCCCGUGCCCCCGGCGACCAUGUUGGUUUGUGCGAACAAGGAAUGCGACAAUCGGCUUUAUCACGAUGCGUGCGUGGAAGACACGGAGGAGGCGGUGGCGAAGGGGAGGCAUUGGAGGUGCAAGGCUUGCUCGUAG